AGCUCUUCUUCUUCUCGCCUCCCUCCAAAUCUCUGCAAAACCCUGAAAGCCCUAAUGGCCAUCGCCGGCGAUCCCAAUCUCCACCGAUUCCCUCAGCCCAACCCCGUCGAUGCCGUGCGAUGGAUCCCUGCCUUCUCCUCCCUCCGCCGCUUCGCUGCCGCCGCCGUUCACGACCCCGAUUCAUCCUCCUCUGCCGUUGAGGUACAUGCCCUGAACCCUGGCCCUAACCUCGUUCUUCGUUCCUCCCACCCCAUUCCCUCUCGCAUCUCCGCCCUCCGCUUCUCACUGUCACCCCAGAAGCCUCUCCUAGCCACCGCUGCCACCUCCGCUGGCUCCCUCCACCUACUCUCCAUUGACCCCUUUGAAGGAUCCAUCGAUUCCGAGCUCUCAGUUAGUGACAUUGCGUUCUCUGCCGCCACCGUGGCUGAUGUUGAUGGGCAAAUGGAAGGGAGGGAGUGGGUGAGCGUUGGUGAGGAUGGAAGGGUGAAUCUGGUUGCUGUUGGAGAUGGGAGGUUGGAAUGGAGGAGGGUUUUUGACAGUAUGGGGUUGGUUGAGUAUAGUGCUGUGAAGUGGGGAUCGCCGGCGGAGUUCGCCACUGGUGGGCUAGGGUUUGGUGUGCAGUGGUGGGAUCAGAGGAAGCCUGGUGGAGCAGUGGCCCAGUUCAAGGGAAAUUGGGCAUGCGGAAACACGAUUGGCAUGGUGCAUUCAAUUGAUAUUCAUCCUUCUCGAAAACAUAUAUGUGUGGUUGGAGCUUCUUCCGGAACAGUAUUUGCCUGGGAUCUUCGGUGGCAGCAUCAGCCAAUCCUUCUAUCUGGUGUUGGCAUGGGUGACACAGUUCAACCUACUUCAGAGAGUGAGGUUUGGGAGGUCCGAUAUGAUACCCAUAUACAAUCAUCUAGCAUUGCCACUGGUCCUACAAGGAUUCUGCCUGUUAUGAUGUGUUCAGAAGAUGGAAUUCUUGCAGUUCUUGAACAAGGUGAAGAACCUGUUGAAUUACUGGCUGAGGCUUGCGCUAUCAAUGGCUUUGAUAUAGAUCCUCAAAAUCCAUCUGAUGUGAUUUGCACCUUGGAGUGGGAAAUGAUUGGCAUCUUGCCAAGAUCAAGGGAGACAUCAACUGCAUUUUAAACUUCACAGUUGAAUUGAAAAACCAAGUUCUGUGAUUCAAAGGUUUUGUGAUUCAGUGAAGCUUGUAAAAUCUGUGUUUUUUUUUUCCUCAAUGAAAAACCUUAUGCAAUGUCUAAAUGUCUACAUUUGGAUAGAUCCAUCAAUUAACUUCACAAAGCAGAACCAAACAUGGUCUUGGAUUUGUUGUUAUUUCUGUGUGUUUAAUCUAUGAAGAUGUUCAAUUGUUUCUUGUUAUUGUAGAAAUGAGUUUGUUCUGGACCCUGGUUGAACAUUAUAAUGUAACAAAAUCCUUUUUUUCC
This is a messenger RNA of Dioscorea cayenensis subsp. rotundata (Guinea yam), 1424 nucleotides long. Its product is annotated as nuclear pore complex protein NUP43. The record is from RefSeq and is a predicted model, not a curated record. Lineage: Eukaryota; Viridiplantae; Streptophyta; Magnoliopsida; Dioscoreales; Dioscoreaceae. Gene Ontology annotation, cellular component: nuclear pore outer ring. Gene Ontology annotation, molecular function: protein binding.